AUGGACCAGCUUGGGAGAUUCAUUCAAUUGGAUGCUAAAGGAAUACUGGAAAAGAUACGAUUGUACUUAAUAAAGAAACACCUGCCACAUUUGGAGGACAGAAGGAAAUAUCAUCAGGAGUUCGCCUCAUCCACUUCCUUUCAUGGAGUGCAUAAUAUUGUCCGAAAGCGGAGCAGGACUCGCAGAGUGCUGUGGCUGCUGGUAGUGGUGGGCUGUCUCACCACUGCUAUUUGGCAAAUCUGCAGUCGCUUCAUCUACUACUUCAGCUGGCCAACCACAACGUCAGUGGUGGUGCAGUACGUGGAAAACGUCAAAUUCCCCGCCGUGACCUUUUGCAACUUGAACAGGUUUCAAGCUCGUGCAGUAAGCAACCUCAAAAUCAUUUUUUUAAUUUGGAACAUCGUGUCUGGAGUUUUCCAGAAAUUUCCUAUGGAAGAAAAACAGUUUCAAGAGCUAAAUGAUUUCCUUCUUGGGAACCAGAACUUCAGCAUCAAAGAGUUUACAAGGAAAAAUGGCUUCUAUCUGAACAGGAGCACAUUGCUGGAAUGUGAAUUUUUUGGAAAGCCAUGUCACCCACAGGAUUUUGAACAUAUUUUCACUGAAUAUGGAAACUGCUUUACUUUUAACCACGAUGAUCUUCCAGCAAGAAGAGUGAGUUUGUCUGGAAGAGGCUUACAUUUACUUUUUGAUGUCCAACAGGAACAAUUCACUGAUGAACCUGCUCUUGGUUUUACUGAUGCUGGUAUAACUUUUGUUAUCCAUUCACCCAAAGAGCUUCCACGCUUUGACGGUUUAGGUUUAUUGACACCGGUCGGCACGCGUGCACAGGUCGCAAUCCAGCAGCUGAAGUCAAUUAUCCAAGAAUACCCAUGGGGAGAGUGCAAGCCUGAUAUAAAGCUUCAGUACCACGAGAUUUACAGUACUAAUGGAUGUUUGCAGGAAUGGUACAUUCAGGACUGGUGUGGCUGUUUGCCUUUCAUUCUUCCAGGAAAUGGAACAGAAUGUGAUUUGCUGAAGUUUUACAAUUGUGUUUAUCCUGCAGUCUAUGAUAUAGAGGUCAAAGGACUAUGUACAGUAGGAACCCACAACUCCACUUGCCCUGCCCCAUGUGAAGAAACUGAUUAUCCUACCACUGUCACCUAUUCAAGUUUUGUAGGAGAAAAAGCCAUUAAAUACCUCUCAGCAAAACUGAAGAAAAGCCCAGACUAUAUAAGGCAGAACCUUGUGCGUAUUGACAUUAAAUAUCAUGAUCUGAGCUACAAAAUUACACAGCAGCAGAAGGCCAUGACUAUAUCCGAGUUGCUUGCUGAAGUAGGAGGCCAGCUUGGACUGUUCUGUGGUGCCAGUUUGAUUACAAUCAUAGAGCUGCUCGAGUAUAUUUUUACCAACUUCUGCUGGAUGUGCACCUUCCUGCUAUUGAAAGCUCCCGAAAUGCCUCAGUGGAACAACCCAUCCCAGAACCAACCAACGCACAAGGAAAAAAAAAUGGGAAUUCAAGAAUGUUAG
This is a messenger RNA of Mesitornis unicolor (brown roatelo), 1506 nucleotides long. RefSeq names its product acid-sensing (proton-gated) ion channel family member 5 (gene ASIC5). The record is from RefSeq and is a predicted model, not a curated record. The coding region runs from base 1 to 1506 and encodes 501 amino acids. Gene Ontology annotation, biological process: sodium ion transmembrane transport. Gene Ontology annotation, molecular function: ligand-gated sodium channel activity. The transcript has 11 exons. Gene Ontology annotation, cellular component: membrane. Lineage: Eukaryota; Metazoa; Chordata; Aves; Mesitornithiformes; Mesitornithidae.